Oryzias latipes (Japanese medaka) is the source of this 2865-nucleotide messenger RNA. RefSeq lists its product as uncharacterized. The record is from RefSeq and is a predicted model, not a curated record. Gene Ontology annotation, molecular function: interleukin-17 receptor activity. Lineage: Eukaryota; Metazoa; Chordata; Actinopteri; Beloniformes; Adrianichthyidae.
AUCCCACAAGAGCAUGUUAAAACACAGGUUUUCGCUGGAGUGGGUCUUUAAAGGAUUAAGAAAUAAUAUACAAGAUAAAUAUCGUCUUUGUGUGUCUCUUUGCUCAGGUUUAAAUCAUGUUUACUUGAUGAUUUUUAUUUAGAUGAAAGUCCUUCCUGACGGGCAUAACCUGUUGCCAGGGAUUAUUCCUUUUUACCUGAGCUGUUGACUCACGCACUUCCCAGGCUGUCAAUCAUCCGGAGGGGGCGUGGAGCCGAACAGUGAUUGGACGUUUCAGGGUUUUUUUUCUACUUGGAAGCGCUCUUGGAAAUAAGGUGCAGCAGAGGAACCGAACACGGUCAUAUACGCGGAGGAUAGAUCACCAACAGAGGCUCGCUCGCAGACAUGUCCGUGUUCCCGGGUCCGCGCGGCGCUUCCGCGCUGUGGUCGCUGCUGCCUUUCUGCCUGUUUGUGGUGGCGGACGCACUAGACGUCAUCGACCAGGACCCCCCUGGGCUCACCUGCAGCCAGGGCCUCAUUCACUGCAGUUUAGAAUCAGAAAACCAGUUUUCUGUUGCAUUGCCUGAUCCAAACUCUGCGCUGGAUGUGGCUGAAAUGGAGCUGAAAGCUGCUCUUUGCCGUUCAGCAACGCAAAACUAUAAACCCUGCCUGCUAAUUGACCUCACCCUCCAAGAGGAAGAUGUUUUAAAGGACAUUUCUGAGGGGUCAGGUGAUGACAAUGAAGAAAGAGUUUUGGUGAAGGUGUGCCUCAACUCAGUUGCCACAACUGUCUGCAGGGCAAUUCGGUUCAAACCAGCGCAAGCGAUACCAAACCAAUCAUCCAUCCAGAACCCUCUUAAGCUGCUACUGACAGAGCAAGUGGAUUUUGGCAUUAAUGUUGUGGUGGUUGCACAAUCCAAGAACAUGUACUUUGUCCAGAAUAUCACAAUUCCACCGUUAGAAGAAGUUUGUUCCAUGAACCUCAGUGAGAAUAUCACUUUAUGUGAAGCUCCCCGCAUUGUAGUGGUGUGUGAGCAUGACCGAAAUCAAAUCCGACUGCAACUGAAAAACACUAAUUCCGAAAAGGAAGAACCCUCCGUGCAGAUGCUUUGGAAUAAAUUGGGUCUCAUUUGGCCCGAAGGCGAGAGUGAGAUGACGAUAACAUCCGAUGACAUUGCACCAUGCUUGUGCUUUGAGCUGUGGUGGAAGGGAAAAGACGUGAGACGAAAGUAUUGCCCUUUUGAGAGGGAUCCAGAUGCCCUUAAAAGAAUGCUGCCACAUGUGUCUCUGGCUGUGGUGGAGUCUCAGGUAAGAGACAGAGGCACAGCCCUGACUUGGAAUGUCACAUCUCCCUGUGUCCUGGAGGCAGACCUGUGGCUCUGCACUAAAGACUUUGAAGGAGGUCACUGUAAGGAACUGAUUGGCUCCAGACAGAAGCUUGGGGGCGGUUGGACGGCUGGACGUGGUGCACACUGGCAAGUAGGGGACUUCAAUGUGUCUCGCCAACCUCUGAUCUGUGUUCAGAUGAAGAUACAUGGAGUGGAGUCAAACUUUGAACCCCAGUGUCCAUUUUCAAAAUCUCGGGUGAGAUGGAUCCUUCCUCUGCUCAUUGGAUUUCCACUCAUGUGUUUAGCCAUACUUGGAGCUUACAUUGCACAAGGCAUCCUGAAAGGGUACGUUUGGAAAUGGUUGAAAGAAGAUGAUGUGAAAGGUGCUGUGGGUGGUGGCCACGUGGUUCUGCUGUACCCCCCCGAUGAAAAUGAGCAGGAUCUGCCGGGUCUGCUGUGUCAGCUGGGCUCAUCUCUGCAGGCUCUGGGCUUCACCGUUUCUCUGGACCUGUGGAGCCAGGCGGAACUCAGCAUCCUUGGCCCUGUGCCGUGGCUUCACUCCCGCUUGGACCGCCUGCAAAGGCAAGGGGGCAAAGUAGUACUAGUCCUGACGCAGGUGACUUGGACCAGAGCUGAAGAAUGGGGAGCCCUAAGCUGCAGCAGAAGCACUCCAACGGAGAUUAACAGAAGUAAGGAGGAGAACCCAGCAGGAAGCUCCCCCACUUCAUGUCACCAUGCAGAUGUUUUUGGAGCUUCACUGAGCUGUAUACUAGCUGACUGCUUACAAGGCCGAGCUGGUGAAAGGUUCAUGCUGGUGCAGUUUGAAUCCCUUCCACCUGAGCCUCCGGGUAGCUUCAGGCCACUGCCACAGCUUUUCCGCGGCCUGCACGUGUACAGCCUUCCAUCGCAGAGUCUGGGUUUUCUAACAGAACUGGCUGGAGCUCAACGAACUGCCUCUGGUUCAACCAGAAGAAAAAGAGCUGGAGGGCUCAGGAUGGCGUCACGGGCUCUGGCACAAAAGCUGUCAGGGUUCACAGCAGGAACAAAUAUUCUACAGCUUCCUUUGAUGCCUCAGGGUUGUGUGGGAGGACAGGAUUUGGGUGAAACUGUGCCUCUAAAUUCAUGCCUCAUUACUGACGAGUGCGGCCCUGACACCAACCCUGUUGUCAGAGAAACUGAAUGGGCCUGACAGCUGGGGAGCGGGAGAUGAGGAGCUAGUAAUGAGGAAGGAGGACUUCAUGUGAUGUACUGAAAGACCCUUGGAAGGAUUGGAAUCAGCUUGUUCUUUCGAUCGUUGCUUGUUUCAUGUGGAUGAUCAAUUGAAGUUAUGUUCAGGUUUCUGUCUGCAAAAUCAGUGUUUUUUUUUGUUGUAAUUAACAUUAGUAAAAGUCAUUAAAACUUAAGCUACUAAUAUGGAGAAACAGCAUCACAAUAAUUAGAAAACAUUGAAAAGAUGGCAGAUCUUAUUAAAAAAAUGUACAAUUUUGAGAUGAGCAUAUUCAGAGGCUCCAGGGAUUUACAAGCUACCAAAAAACUUAAAAAAAAACAAACAAAAAAA